CUGUCACUUUUCAAAGAACUGACAGAGUGACGGUGCCAACAACUUGAAGGCCGUGUUUUUCUUGAAAUUUCUACCCAAAUUUCCAACUGUUAGGGCUUACUCUUGUAACUUACGUCUUCCUGACGCCACCGAGGAUACAGGUUUUCAGCCAUGACCAGCUACAGGAAGUAUAGCACCAUGGACGUGGUGGACCCCAACGAGCUGAUCAUUUGUCCCUAUGACAAAGUACACCUGGUCCGAGCAUCAAGAAUGCCAUAUCAUCUUAUGAAGUGUCGCAGGAAUUAUACCAGCAAUGACAUGCGGACCUGUCCCUUCAACGCGCGCCACGUUGUGACAAUAGGAGAACAUCGCCACCACAUUUUGAACUGCCCUGACAGGAAAGUACUGGAGGAUCAUGCUAGCCAUGCUCAGAGUAUGGAUGAUGGAGAGGAAGGGUCAUACUUUAAAGGCUGCACAGCUGUCCCCGCCUACAACUCCUGGGAGGCUCCUCCUGCUGAGGAGGACUGGGAAGGGGAGGCAGAACACCACAACACAGCAGCAGCAGCCCAGGCCCAGCAGGAGCAGGAGGGAGAUCAGGAAGUCACUGCCAAGGACCUCGCCCUGAUGACUCCUGCUCAGAAGAAAAACUACAAGAGGAAGCUUAGGAAGGAGCAGGAGAGGAAAGCAGCAGAGAGUGCAGCACUGGUGAAUGGGGCAGCUGGUGCCAACUCCACCAAACUGCGAAUCCCACAGAACUUUGGUGCUGCUGCCUGCCUCCUUCCGCAGCAGCCUACAGUCCAGCAAGGCAUCCAGCCUGCACAGCCAAAUAACCUGACGUACUCCCUGAACAUGGGCGGGGUCGGGCGGGGUCUGCUGAUGAGUCAGAGGUCAGCAGGGCCUCCACCAAUCAAAAGGCCAGGGCCAAGGAUUGCUGCCAACAUCUUUGGGGAUUCCGCAGCUGCACCAGCUCCACAACAUCAGGCGAUGAGCAACGGUUACAACAGCACAACCAUGCAAAACCAGAGCCUUACCAACGGCCAUGGUACCCCAACUGUAGAAGCAGCAGUGUCACACACCCAGGGUUUUACCAAUGGUCACAGCAUCACCCCAGCCACAGCACAGAUGCCACAGAACCAGGCAGUUACCAACGGCCACAGUAACGGGGUGUCCGCUGCUGCCAUGGCUCCCCCCAGCACCCGUCCGCUGUCCGACGCUGAGCUGCUGAUGUGCCUGGGGCGUGGGAGGGGCCUGUCCGGGUACAGGCAGAUGCUUCAGCCAACUGUGGGACAGGCUGUAGCCAGGAGCAGCUCCAAUGGAAGCAUUCCAGAACUGGAAGGCCUGACAAACGGCAACAGCAGUCCUUGCGGUGCAGCCGUUGCCUCCUCCCUCCCCCCUCCCCCUCCCUGCUUUGACUCCCCCUCUUCUUCUGCCUCCGACUCCCAGACUGAAGUGUCUGACGAGAAGGUAGGUGAUUCUAAGAAGAAGAGGCUUUACAAGCUUCAGAAGAAGUUGGCUCAGAUCGCAGCUCUGGAGGCUAACACUGGUCAGGGGAGGCAGCUGAGCGAGAAGGAGAAGGCGAAGGUCCAGACAAAGGCAGCUCUGCAGGCAGAGCUGAUGGAGCUGGAGUGGCAGCUGCACGACCUGGGGCUGGGGGAGAAGUGAGUUAAGAAGGGAGAGGACAGCUGUGGCCAAAGAGACUGGUAUGAAAGUGAGAUGGUUCCUGGAGACACAAAGACUCCCGGUGACUGAACUAUUAUUUACAGAGGUUCAGUUUGUUUGGAUGUUACUUUCACCUUAGUACAAGUGGAGGAGGAUGUAGAGGGACGUGUGAAGAAGCCUCAAGAAAUAGAUUUGUUUGUUGGUAAAGUUUGUUGUUCUUGUUUUUAACCAUAUUCAGUAUUUCAUCAGCGCACACCAAUUUCUUUCUGUGGAUCGCAAUACAUUUUUGCAGGGAAAA
Messenger RNA from Branchiostoma belcheri (Belcher's lancelet), 1936 nucleotides. RefSeq lists its product as uncharacterized. Bases 151 to 1641 code for a protein of 496 amino acids. The record is from RefSeq and is a predicted model, not a curated record. The transcript is spliced from 13 exons. Lineage: Eukaryota; Metazoa; Chordata; Leptocardii; Amphioxiformes; Branchiostomatidae.